AUGGUAUUAAUGAUUAUAAAGGGGUUGUUUAGAAGGUAUGAGAGAUGGAAUCCUGUGCAUCCUACUUCGGGAGCUUUUUGGGGCAUGGGAAUAGGUGUUGGGUGUGGAAUUGGAUGGGGCCCGGGGUUUGGCCCUGAUGUCAUUGGAUACGUUGGUGCCGGUUGUGGAGUCGGAUUUAGUGUCGGAAUCACUCUUGCCGGAGUCGGAAUCGGUCUUCCCGCUAACUGCCUCCUCAAAGUUCCUUUUAGUGCUUUUAUGGCGACAAGAAGCGGUGCAAUGGACUUUGCUCGAUCUAAUGGUCUUCUUGGGACAAGCAGUGCUAACGAUGAUAUAUCCGGCAUGGAAAGGUGGGUGUCUACCUUCAACCAUGAACAAUCGGUAGACAAAAGGGUAAAAUUUUUGGGUAUGAAUAGAUUUAUGUCUUCUCAAGCUAAGUUAGUUUUAGGUUAUUUUGAUGAACUCAAAACUCGCAUUAUUGACAAUAAGAAAAAUGCAUAGAUUUGUUCGAGCUAAAAGAGUUUUAUGUUGCAAAAGCUAAGAGUUUUUUAGUGUAUGAUAUUUUUCUUGAAACAUAAGAUUAAUUUGCAGACUAAUCACAACUUUUUCUUUGGAGAAUAUAAGUUCUUGUUUGUUAUUUUUGGAAAACAAGUGUUGUCUUUUACAAGC
Lactuca saligna is the source of this 666-nucleotide messenger RNA. NCBI's taxonomy places the organism in Eukaryota, Viridiplantae, Streptophyta, Magnoliopsida, Asterales, Asteraceae. The record is from the annotation of a GenBank genome assembly.